This is a messenger RNA of Xenopus tropicalis (tropical clawed frog), 1443 nucleotides long. It is a transcript of the gene pdx1, whose product is annotated as pancreatic and duodenal homeobox 1. Gene Ontology annotation, biological process: epithelium development; positive regulation of transcription by RNA polymerase II; endocrine pancreas development. The record is from RefSeq and is a predicted model, not a curated record. The transcript is spliced from 2 exons. The coding region runs from base 111 to 926 and encodes 271 amino acids. Gene Ontology annotation, cellular component: nucleus. Lineage: Eukaryota; Metazoa; Chordata; Amphibia; Anura; Pipidae. Gene Ontology annotation, molecular function: sequence-specific DNA binding; DNA-binding transcription factor activity, RNA polymerase II-specific; DNA binding.
AAGGCAAGGGACCAUUCCCUGCAGGUAAAGCUUACCUGUCACCUAACACAGCAGACUUGAGAGAGAAGUGCAGAGUGAUCACCUUAUGGUUUCCUCAGCUGCUUAUCGCCAUGAACACCGAUGACCAAUAUUAUCCCCAAGCUCCACUUUACAAAGAGCCUUGUGCGUUCCAGAGGAGUCAGGCGCAGGACUAUAACCCAAGCCCCCCAGCAUGCCUUUACAUGGGAAGGCAGCAGCAAGCAGCCUACAGCAACCCCUUGGUAGCUCUGGACCCCGGCAGUCCUCCAGACAUCUCACCGUAUGAAGUGCCGCCCAUAUCCGAAGAGCCCAUUGUUCCUCACCUCCAUCACCAUCACCACCAUCAUCACCACCAUCACCCAGGGAUCCCUCACCCCCACCAGCAAAUGCCAUUCCCAGAUGACACUGAAUCUGCAACAUUAGAGGAACGGAAUCGAACCCUUUUACCUUUCCCAUGGAUGAAAUCUACCAAAUCCCACACCUGGAAAGGACAGUGGACAGGUGGAUCAUACAUAAUGGAACAAGAGGAGAACAAAAGAACAAGGACAGCCUACACAAGAGCCCAGCUGCUGGAGCUAGAGAAGGAGUUCCUCUUCAACAAAUACAUCUCGAGACCACGGAGAGUAGAGCUGGCAGUCAUGCUGAACCUGACAGAGAGACACAUAAAAAUCUGGUUCCAGAACCGAAGAAUGAAGUGGAAGAAGGAGGAAGAUAAAAAGAGAGGAAGGGGCAGCGACCCAGAACAAGACUCUGUUGUGUCCUCUGCUGAUGUGAUUAAAGAUGAGCCUCAAUGUCUUGGAAACUCCCAAAACACAGGGGACUUGGUCCGUUCUUCUGCUCUGCCAACUUCGCCCCAGUCCAAUCCCAUUCCCGCUACCGGAUCCUUGCGGCAGGCAGAAAAACGAUAGAAAUAGCCAAGAAAAUGAAAUGCUGGCCCAGUUCGUAUUGUCUCACAAGUAUUAUGGAGAUCAACUUUUCAUGGACACAAUAGACCAUAAAAUGAAAUACAACCACUUAUAGAAUGAGCCCUCUUCUUUUGCCAAUUAACAGCAACAACAAAAAAUGUUUUUUCUCCUUGUACAACAGUAAUUACUAUUAUAUUGUUUUAGGUGCAAAUAUUCAGACUCCGAUCUUAGAAAGUAUUGAAUGUUCUUUAUUCAUUGCAUAGUACAGUGUGCUAGCAUAGAGGCGUUAUUUUUAUGACAUUGCAAAUUAUUUGUAAGAUAUUCUAGAAUUGUACCAACAUGUGAAGGGUUAUUAGGGGUACAAAAACCAUAUGAUUGUCAGCAAAAAUGGACUGGCCCAUCAUAAUACUUUUUGAGAUAUAUAAUGACAAAAUUACAUGAUAUGUUAGGCCAGAAUUUUUAUAUAAAUAUAUAUAUAUAUGUAUAUGUAUGUAUAUAUAUAUAUAUAUAUAUGUAUGUA